Chenopodium quinoa (quinoa) is the source of this 1817-nucleotide messenger RNA. Its product is annotated as zinc finger protein CONSTANS-LIKE 5-like. The transcript is spliced from 2 exons. Gene Ontology annotation, biological process: regulation of flower development; regulation of photoperiodism, flowering. Gene Ontology annotation, cellular component: nucleus. Lineage: Eukaryota; Viridiplantae; Streptophyta; Magnoliopsida; Caryophyllales; Amaranthaceae. The record is from RefSeq and is a predicted model, not a curated record. Gene Ontology annotation, molecular function: protein binding; zinc ion binding. Bases 232 to 1401 code for a protein of 389 amino acids.
CCCAAAUCAUCAUACUUGGCCAUUAUUCUUCCACGUGUCCUUUUGACCUCGUCAUCACCUUCCCCCCAUUUUUUGGUAAAUUUGUACUACUACUACAACAACAUUACAACACUAUUACCAUUUUCUCAUUUUAACACCCCCUCUUUAAACUAAACUUCCCAAUAUAAUCAUUCUUUCACUCAAAUAACCUCUUCAUUUUGCUUCUCUCUCUACUUUCUAAAACCACCACUUAUGGCAGCGACUCCUACUACAGACGACAACAACAGCAUCAAGGGGUUGCUAACCGGGUGGGGCCUCACUCUCACGGGCAAGCCGUGCGACAAUUGCAACAUCGCCAAUUCAUUGUUGUAUUGCAACACGGACUCCGCCUUCUUGUGCGGCCCGUGCGAUGCCAAAAUUCACCCUACUACCCGAUAUCCUCGUCACGAACGUGUUUGGGUUUGCGAGGUCUGCGAGUCACAACCUGCUCUCGUCUUUUGUAAGGCGGACGGAGCUAACCUCUGCUCUUCCUGUGACCAUGACAUCCACUCGGCUAACCCGCUGGCUCGCCGCCAUGAGCGUGUUGCUGUUAUCCCGUUUCUUGAAUCACCCAUCGACGCCGUUGCUGGCCGUUCCUCCGCCUUCCUCGUCCCGGAUAACCUCGACGCUAGCCGUGAUAUUGUAGUCGGAAACAACAACAGCAACACGGCCGUGACGAAUGACAGCAGCAGCGAUGAUGCGGACGCUUGGUUGAUUCCGAAUCCGAAUAACAGCUUCCUCUACAAUGAAUCUGAUAUCCUUAAUUAUGACUUCGGUUGUUCGAAAUUUCAGUUUCAGCCACAAAUUGACACUAAACCGCAAAUCAUCGUUGAUGACGAUGCUCGUAAUUACGCGUUUGCAGAUAGCGUUGUUCCUUCACAAUCGCAGGGAAAUUCCAACAACAACAACAACAACUUUUCUAUUAAUAAGAAUAGUAUCAAUUACGUGAACUCCGACAGUUUGUUCGAUAAUUGCUUCAACAUCGAUUUCACUCAACCAAACAAACACCACAAGAAGAACCACAACAACGAAUCUCACCUCUUUUCGCCUUCAUUCAAUUACUCGGUUUCGUCAUCGGAUAUCGGAGUAGUUCCAGACGGAAGCGCAACAUCGAUGACCUCGGAGGUUUCGUACGGUUUUGCCAAAUCGACGGCGCCGGACGGAGGUCCCACGAUGAACAGAGAAGCGAGGGUGUUGAGGUACAGAGAGAAGAGGAAGAACAGAAAGUUCGAGAAGACGAUUCGGUACGCUUCUAGAAAGGCUUAUGCCGAAACGCGUCCUAGAGUCAAAGGACGUUUCGCGAAACGUAAUGAUUCUAACGAAACGUCGGAGAUUGAUUUCGCCGUUGAUAAUGGUGGAUACGGCGUCGUUCCAGCAUUUUGAUUUUUAAAUCAAUUGUUUUUAUUUUUAUAUACGAGUACUAAUUGUUAAAAAAAAAAACAAAAAAGUUUAUAAAAAAGAAAGUGUUAAUUCUUCUUUUUAGAAAAAGAAAAGUAAGAAAGAAAGUUCUCGACCCUUCUAAGCUUCUCUGUAACACUAUUUUUCUCUCUUAAUUUUUUUUUCCUCUUUUCAUGAAAUAUAAUUUUAGUUUAAUUAUUUUCAUGUUAGGUUAAUUAAUGUUGUAUUUAAUCAACAGCGGGUUUUUUCGCUGUUGAUUGGAUUGAAGGAGCAGGUCCACAUCGGAAAGAAAUUAAAUUAAAUGUAAUUAAAAAUUGUCCCUUCGAAAUGUAAAGGGACUAUGACGGAAUUUCAUGUAAUAAUAUUAAUUAUUAAUAAUACAGAGUAAUAAAUUUAAAAAA